Emiliania huxleyi CCMP1516 is the source of this 2241-nucleotide messenger RNA. RefSeq lists its product as hypothetical. NCBI's taxonomy places the organism in Eukaryota, Haptophyta, Isochrysidales, Noelaerhabdaceae. The transcript has 2 exons. The record is from RefSeq and is a predicted model, not a curated record. Bases 1 to 2241 code for a protein of 746 amino acids.
AUGGUGGACCUCGCAAGGCUGGAGAACCUGAAGAGGCUGCUCAACGACGGCACGCUGACUCGGGAGGAGUUUGAGGCGCUCAAGCAGAACGAGUUGCAGGCGGGUGGCAUCGACCGCAGCUCCGACCGCGGGUCAGACUGUGCCUCGGAACGCUCCGCCUCGCCCGCGCCAGUCAUCGGCGCGCCUGUGUACGGGGCAGCUACUGGCAACGCAGUGCCGGGCGCGCCUGGAGCCUCGAGCACGCCCACCCUCGCCGAGAUGGGCGCGGUCUUCAGGAAGGAACUCGGCGUCGCGGGCACCAACCUGGUGGAGCUUGUUGAGGCGAGCUGCGUCGUGCUCGGAGUCUCAGUCAAGGGGAAGAGCCUCGCACAGCAGGCAGACGAGUGCUGGCGCGUCCUUCAGUCCCCUCGUGGAGCACACCUACCAGCGGGCCGGGCGUCGGCGGGCGCCUGCAGUGAUUCAGAGCACGUGGGAGGGAUGAAGACCACUGAUCCGUUCGCUGCGCCGAUGACUCACGACGACCCGCACGAGCGCAUUUCGGAGAGGCUUUCACGUGCACGGGCGAGUGCUGCAUCGUUUGCUUCGAGGCGAUCGUCGACUCGUGUCGCUCCGGCCAUCACGGAAUCGGCAUCCUCUGCUUCGUCGGGCCUUGCGGUGGAUACUGAAGCAGGGCAGGUGCCACCCUCGGACCGCGCAGAAUCGGAGGGCGAGCGGCUGUUCAGCUCACGAUCGUCGGCUGCGGGGUCAGCUGCCCCCGAGGAAUCGAAGGAAACAGCGGGGGCGAUUGGCCUCUUACGUUCAAAGGUUGUCUGCUUGCGGAUGCUGAUCCGCGUGCUCUCUCUCACCCUCUUUGCCACCUGGGUUGCGACGCUCUUCGUGUGCAAUGCGUACUGGGAUGAAGGCUUUUUCGGUGAGGGCGGCGAGAGCUCGAUCUCAUGGAACCAAAGGCGCACGAUGAGGACGGUGGGCGUGGUGCUAGUCGUCACGCAGGGCAUAAUCAUAGUGGCGGCUCGGGCAGCACUCCUGCUCCAAGUGCAGCAAAUCGGGCUCAGGCGUGUCUACUGCUUGCUUGUGCUUGCGAGCGCCCUGUCAACAGUGGGCGCACUGACGACACUGCUCAUCUUUGCAGUAUUCGCAACCUGGUAUGUUGAAGUGCGAUUUAGCCUCAAGUUCGCCAUCUACGGGUCGCUGCUGCCUGCACAGAGCCUCGAGCUGGCUGCGUUUGUGCUCUUCGUACCCGUGGUGCCGGAGUGGCGACGGCGCGCCAUCUUUUGUGCCGCAUGGGGCGCCAUCACGGUCACGGCGACGGUUGCAGUCAUAUGCGUUUACGAGGGAAGGGCGAUGGUGGGCGCAUGGGGCACAUGGUAUUACCGAGGCACCGAGGCUGACAGCAGCGUAGAAGCUUUCAGGUGGAGCGCCGCUAUCCUAGCCCCCUCGUACUACCUGGCCGACAUCUCUAGCGUCAUCAGCAGGCCACAGGCGGCGGCACUGCCGCUGUGCCCUCCGACGAAUCGCAGAGCCACUGCCAAGCGCCUUGGCAUCGCACUCUUGAUCUUCCUCGUCGUCACGUGCGCGCUCGCGGGUGUGAUCUACGUUGGAACAUGCCGCACGCAAUCCGUGUUCACAAGUCGGGAAGAUCUCCGGCGAGCAAUCGAGCUCUACGACUUCGACGACACCAUCUGCAAUUCGAUCUUUGGAAAAUCGAUGGGAGCGUGGGACGUGUCAGCCGUGACCGACAUGAGCUACCUUUUCUCGCCCUACGGCGACUACGGUGGCCUUUCCGAUGACUACUCACUCCGCACCUUCAACCAGGACAUCAGCGCGUGGAACGUGUCGGCGGCCACCGACAUGAGCUACAUGUUCUACUACGCCCGCGCCUUCAACCAGGACAUCAGCGCGUGGAACGUGUCGGCGGCCACCGACAUGAGCUACAUGUUCUACUUCGCCCGCACCUUCAACCAGGACAUCAGCGCGUGGAACGUGUCGGCGGCCACCGACAUGAGCUACAUGUUCUCCUACGCCCGCGCCUUCAACCAGGACAUCAGCGCGUGGACUGUUUCGGCGGUCACCACCAUGAGCCAGAUGUUCACCUUCGCCUCCUCCUUUGACAAGGUCCUCUGCUCGGAUGCGUGGCGCGCCUCGAAGAGCAAGGCGUCGCAGAGAUGGAUGUUCUUGGGCACGAACGCGUCCUCUGCGAAUGCCUCGAAGUGGACCAGCAAGGCGCUGUCUGGGAUCGUGUGA